Clarias gariepinus (North African catfish) is the source of this 2966-nucleotide messenger RNA. It is a transcript of the gene hgsnat, whose product is annotated as heparan-alpha-glucosaminide N-acetyltransferase. The transcript has 18 exons. The record is from RefSeq and is a predicted model, not a curated record. The coding region runs from base 25 to 1959 and encodes 644 amino acids. Lineage: Eukaryota; Metazoa; Chordata; Actinopteri; Siluriformes; Clariidae.
CGGAACCGGAAGUGUGUGCGGUGGAUGGGGAAAAAAGCGGAAAAGAAGAACUCUGGUGAAGUGGGACAUCAGGAGACAGAGUCAGCGGGAGACAUGGGGUGUGAGGCCCAGCGCGGAGCCGCUCUCAUCGCACUGAUCGCCGCGGUCUCCGCCGUUUCCGUGUCCGCCAUCCGGUCUGAACUGGUUGGGUCGCGUCCUGGACGUAAACACGGCGUACUGAAGAUGGACGAGGCGUUCCUGAGCGUCCGGAACGAGCUGCAGAGUGAUCUGAUCCUCUCUGUACAGUCUGUUCUGUGUUACCAGUGCUUCCCCCAGCCCGUGGGUAUCGUUCCCUCAGUCUCAGGGCCGGGGAACGUGUCCUCCAUGACCUUCACCGUGAAUACGCAGCAGGCGCUGACGCUCCAGAUAAACAGCACGCCGGCCAACACCGAGCACUGCAGAAUGCAGUUCCACUUCGGGGAACAGGGGAACUACUCCCUCUGGGUGAAGAGCCUGAGUGACCCCGCCCACAUCAACUGUACCAUCGUCACGGUAACGGAGCCCAUCAACAGUUUCCUGCCCCUGCUCAUUGCGUUCCUGGUGUGUGCAGCACUGUGUGUGUUCGCUACUAUGUUGAGCUCAGUGAUGAGGCUGAAUGUGGUGAGGAAUCUGCUGGUGCGUGUGAGCAGCAGUAUGGAGGCCGAGAGACUCAUCAACUCAGAUCUAGGUUCUCCCAGCAGACUUGUGGAAUCCACUGAAGCUAUUGUUCCGCCCACCUCCAGGACACGCCUCCGAUCUCUCGACACAUUCAGAGGGUUUGCGCUGGUGAUCAUGGUGUUUGUGAACUAUGGAGGAGGACGUUACUGGUUCUUUCGACACCAGAGCUGGAACGGACUCACUGUGGCUGAUCUCGUCUUUCCCUGGUUUGUCUUCAUCAUGGGGACGUCUGUGUCUCUGUCCCUCAGCGCGUCUGUGUCUCGGGGACUGAGACGCUCUCGUCUGUUGAUGAGAAUCUGUUGGAGGAGCGUGCUGCUCUUCAUCCUGGGCGUCUUCAUCGUCAACCCGAACUACUGCAGCGGCCCGCUCUCCUGGGAAACCCUGCGUGUUCCUGGUGUGUUACAGCGGCUGGCCUUCACGUACCUGGUGGUCGCCAUGCUGGACGUGUUCAUGGCGCGAGCGCGGCUGGGCGGAGCUUUGACGGAUGUCUGGUGGUACCCGGUCCAUGACAUUGUGCUGUACUGGCCGGCGUGGGUGUGUGUGUUCACUCUGGAGACGCUCUGGUUGUGUGUGACGUUCCUACUCCCCGUCCCGGACUGCCCCAGUGGGUAUCUGGGUCCUGGUGGAAUUGGAGAUUUUGGUCUUUACCCAAACUGCACUGGAGGAGCUGCAGGAUACAUCGACCGCUGGCUGCUGGGAGACACACACAUUUACCAAACACCAUCAUCACGGGUCUUGUAUCAGACCAUCGUCCCGUUUGACCCUGAGGGAGUUUUAGGAAGUGUUAACUCCAUCCUCAUGGCUUUCCUCGGGCUCCAGGCAGGAAAGAUCCUCCAGCACUACAGAGAUCAGCCCCGACAGAUAAUGACGCGGUUCCUGGUGUGGGGUUUAGUCCUGGGAAUCGUCUCGGCGGUCCUGACUAAGUGCUCCAGAGAUCACGGCUUCAUCCCCGUCAAUAAGAACCUUUGGUCUCUGUCGUAUGUGACAACACUCAGCUGCUUCGCCUUCGUCUUGUUGUUGUUCUGUUAUUACACGGUGGAUGUGAGGAGGUGGUGGAGUGGAGCGCCGUUCUUCUACCCAGGUAUGAACUCCAUCCUGGUGUACGUGGGUCACGAGGUGUUUGAAGAGUACUUCCCCUUCCGCUGGAAAAUGUGGAACAGCCAGUCACACAGCGAGCACCUGACCCAGAACCUGCUGGCCACCUGCCUGUGGGUGCUGAUCUCUUACAUCCUCUACAAGAAGAAGAUCUUCUGGAAGAUUUAGAUUACAUCAUUGUCAUCAGCAUCUCACCUCACACACACCCUGGACCUCCAUCCUCCUUUUCCUCUCUAUACAGUGGCAUUUAUAUUAUUUUAUCAGGCAGAGAGUCGAGUCUCGAUCCACAGAGCAGAUCAGCGUGCAGCAGUCAGACGUUGUGAUGUAAUAAGAAACCUGAGAUAAACAUUAGUGAUCAUGUGUGUCCUACUUCUCAGGGUCAGUGCAGGGGGCGGGGCUUACGUUAUCUCUGAUGAGCCAAGCAGAACCUUGAUCAUAUGGUCAUCAGUCAAACCUUUGGAUCAACACUUGUAGCACUAAUGUAAUGACUUUGUGUGAUCAUUGCCAGUGAUGUAAUCAUAGCCACCGCUAUCGAGGUGAACGUAUCACAGAGUGGAAUUAUAAUCAGGGUUUUAUUCUAAUCAGAGUAGGUCGAAAUCAAAUUAGCUUAAGCUCCGCCCUAGUUCAUGUUUCGUCUGGUUGAUCGUCACUCACGUGGACCUGGUGAAGAGUCGCAGGUUUCUUGCUCCGAACCCUGCUGAAACGCAGAGGACAGCCAUGAGUACAUUUUAUUCUAAAUCAUAAUUAUAAAUGAUAAACGAGGUGAGCGGUGGAUCUUUUCCACUUGUGACUUUUUUUGUUUGUUUAUUUCCUGCGUAAAUACUGUGAGAUUCCAUCAGUUUUAUCUCCUAUUACGCCGUAAAACUGUUUACUCAGCACUUUUAUUAUUCCGGACACUUUAUUUAUAUUGCCAAAUAGUUUGCAGUAAAUAAUAAUUAUAAUAACUGUCAGUACAAAUUCACACUAAAGGUUCCCUGGGUUUAUACCAUUUACAUUAAUGUACAGUAUUUUAACUUUUAAACUGUUGCAAGUUUAAAAAUAAGAUCUAAUGUUUUACUUUUUAAAGAAAAUCAGAUUUUUUUAAUGUUAUUUUAUUUUUAAAGGUUUCAUCUCAUUUUUAUUUGAAUUUGUAAAUAAAGCAUCUGUUUUGUGUUGGAGGAUAAAUAAAGACCUAA